AUGAGUUUGAAAGUUAACGAAUCGUUACGCUUUGACAACGAAGUUGCCAUUGGAGUUGCGAGGAGUUUGGUGAUUCCUAGGGAUGUGCGUGUGCUGGAAGCAAGGGAUGACAACUGGUUAGUGAGCGAUGCCACGACACUGAGUGUGCAAAGUGCGGAAUCUAUCGCAAGUGUGGGGCAUCACCUCAUUGCGAAAUCUCAUGAAGCGCAAGUACUGAGAGCUCAGUUGGCGGCAAAACGGAAUUUGGUUGAUGAGUGUCAGCGUGAGAUCAAAAGAUCGAAAAAGGAUAGGGCAAAGACGACAAAGGAGAAUCGACCCCAACUUGGGAUAUUGCAGGAAGAGAAUGAAGAGCUAUCAAAGGUGGUAAAUUUUUAUUCUAAAGACAUGCAAAAGCAGUUGGAAGCCUUGGAGAACCCAGGAAAGCGCAAGCGAGAUCAAGAGAAGAGUUCAAGAGAGAAGGGUGUGAUCUUUGGAGGCUCAAGUGAUGAGCCCCAAGAAGCGAUGUGUGAAAACCCAAGAGAGGAUAUCGGGAGGGCCAAACUAAAGUUUCCUGCUGUGGAAAAAUGA
Molecule: messenger RNA, 567 nt
Organism: Prunus armeniaca (apricot)
Lineage: Eukaryota; Viridiplantae; Streptophyta; Magnoliopsida; Rosales; Rosaceae
Source: the annotation of a GenBank genome assembly